UGGUGGGCGGUCUGGUCUCACCUGGGACGCAUGGGACACCGACGACACUGUCUUAUACCACGGAGCACUAGUAGAUACCUCCUAUACAAAGCUGUUAUUCCUCCUCCACACAUAUAUACUACACCAUCUCUCGGCUCUCGCGCUGGGCUGUCAGAUUUUGCGGUCUGCAUCUACCUGCCGUGUUGCUGCAGUGUACAUGUAUUAUAUAUGUGACAUACUUGCGCGUAGCAGUUAUACGCAAGAGGUAGGCUGCAUACUCCAAGGUCCCAACAUACCAAGGCUCCAUGGGUAGGUACAUGGAUGUGUGCAUGUAUGUUGCAUGCGGCGGUGCUGUAAUCAUGUACCGGUUGGCCGAGACAAGAGCCGGGCACUCUCUCGCACUUGGUCCUUCAGGGCUACGCUGCCUUUCAAAAGGCCUUUUGCCGGGCGUUGUCAAGCAUAGUAGGAAUGGCAUACAAGUUAGUAGUACGAAGCAGUGCAUGGCAAGCAUUGGGAUAGAGUGUCUUGGGCGCACUUUUGUAGGCAGGGAGAGCAGCGGUGAUUAUGCCCGGCUAGGCAAGAUCGCGGACCUGUCUCAGCUCACCACCUCAUCCGUCGGUCUGGCCAAAGGGGCACACACAUGUAACAAAGAAGCCUCGCAAGGUGUCGGAUGCUGCCAGCCAGCUGGUACGAGUACUUGCCCAGCAGUGCUUUGUGCGUGGCGAGUGCCGGUACGGGUACCUCGAAGCCAAGCAAGGCAGAAAGAAGGCGGCCGAUGGGAAACCUUGUUCCUCGAAUCGCCCGCCUCACGGUCAUCCACCCUGCUUCUCUCUCGCCUCUCGUUGCUUUGUCCACCGCCCCUGCUACGCCCUCUGCCGACUGCCACUACUGCUGCUCGUAUAUCUGAUGCCCUACUGCCUGCUGCCACUGGCCUAUUCCGCACCAAUCCAACAUACAUGCAUGCCUACACUUAGUCCCUGCUAUACACACUUACAUGUACACUCCCCCGCCGUUUCUUAUUGCUGUCUCAGCUCAGGGUCUCGCUCUACUCUAGUCCCAAG
Messenger RNA from Trichoderma asperellum CBS 433.97, 1040 nucleotides. The record is from RefSeq and is a predicted model, not a curated record. NCBI's taxonomy places the organism in Eukaryota, Fungi, Ascomycota, Sordariomycetes, Hypocreales, Hypocreaceae.